GAAUUUCUAUUUUUGAUCCUGCCCAAGAAGCGGAGCCCCGAAAAAAAGAGGUGUUGAUGGGUUGAGGCGGCGGAAUGGGCGACUCAGAUAGCGAAGACAGCGACGGAGAAGGCGGUCUGGGCAACGUUUCCCGGGUUAUCAUCCGUCCGCCGGGUCAAAGUGGCAAGGCCAAGAGAGGUCAUCUCUGCUUUGAUGCGGCCUUCGAAACGGGAAACCUAGGAAAAGCGGAGCUAGUGGGCGAAUUCGAGUACGAUUUGUUCCUUAGACCGGAUACAUGUAAUCCGCGCUUCCGUUUCUGGUUUAACUUCACCGUGGACAACGUGAAGCAGGAUCAGCGAGUGCUCUUCCACAUUGUGAACAUCAGCAAGAGCAGGAACCUCUUCUCCUCGGGACUGACUCCCUUGGUGAAGAGCUCCAGUCGACCCAAGUGGCAGAGGCUGUCCAAGCGGCAGGUGUUCUUCUACCGAUCGGCCAUGCACCAGGGUCACUAUGUCCUGAGCUUCGCCUUUAUCUUCGACAAGGAGGAGGAUGUCUACCAGUUUGCCUUGGCCUGGCCAUAUAGCUAUUCGCGUCUGCAGUCCUAUUUGAAUGUGAUUGAUGCCCGGCAAGGAUCGGACAAACGGUUCACCCGAUGUGUGCUUGUCAAAUCGUUGCAAAAUCGCAACGUGGACCUGCUGACCAUCGACCACGUGACUGCCAAGCAACGCUCUACAAAUCGCUUGGAUCGCAGUUUUAUCCGGGUGAUUGUAGUCCUCUGUCGGACGCAUUCCAGCGAGGCUCCAGCUUCCCAUGUGUGCCAGGGCCUCAUCGAGUUUCUCGUUGGGAAUCAUCCCAUCGCUGCCGUUUUGAGGGAUAACUUUGUCUUCAAAAUUGUGCCCAUGGUGAAUCCGGAUGGGGUCUUUCUGGGCAACAAUCGCUGCAAUCUGAUGGGACAGGAUAUGAAUCGCAACUGGCACAUAGGAUCCGAGUUCACGCAGCCAGAACUGCACGCGGUGAAGGGCAUGCUGAAGGAGUUGGAUAAUUCAGAUAUAUCGUUUCAGACUUAUCAGAUUGACUUUGUGAUCGAUCUGCAUGCGAAUAGCAGCAUGCACGGCUGCUUUAUCUACGGGAACACAUACGAGGAUGUCUACAGGUAUGAGAGGCACCUGGUAUUUCCGCGACUCUUCGCCAGCAACGCACCGGACUAUGUGGCGGAUCACACGAUGUUCAAUGCUGACGAACGGAAGGCGGGAAGCAUGCGGAGAUUCAGCUGCGAGAGACUCAGUGACACGGUGAAUGCCUACACCUUGGAGGUUUCCAUGGCCGGUCACUACCUCAAGGAUGGCAAAACCAUCUCCCUGUACAACGAAGAUGGGUAUUACCGCGUUGGCAGGAAUCUGGCCAGGACUUUGCUGCAGUACUAUCGCUUCAUCAACAUCCUGCCCAUGCCGAUUGUGACAGAGGUCAGGAGCAAAAGGCGGGGGCGAAAUCGCCAUGCCCACCACUCCCGAUCCCGGUCGAAAACCCGCUAUGAGGUGAAGCCCCGUGCCAAGACGCCCCGAUGCCACGCACCCAUUGCCUACACCAACCUAAGUAUAUGCUACGACUCGGGUGGAGGAGGCGGAUCCUCGGACGAGGGAGGAUUCUCGCCCGCCCGUCCCUUGGCUCCUGGAAGCAGUUGCUUCAGCGGGUACCGCAACUACCGGAGGGCUGCCACAGCAAGUUGCUCCGCGCAUCCCGGUCACGAUCAGUACUCCCCCUUCGCACUCGGAGCCCUGAAAACGGGCAGCGACCACGGCGGAGGAGUUGGUGGCUCCACGGGCAAGCGAUCAGCAGCGGUCACCAUCGAAGUUCCCAUGCCGGUGAAUGUGCCCCCCAAACCAUAUCUGUCCAUCAUCGACUUGAAUCAACUGACCAGGGGAAGCCUUAAGCUGAAGUCCAAUAGCUUCGACGCCGCAGACAGAAGAUAGGAUCAGUGAUGUGAUGUGGAACAGAAUGACCUCGGACGUUAGGAAUUCGAAGAGAGUGAUGAGUUGUUUUAGGUAUAACCAAGAUAAAGUCUUUUCUACGCUUCUUGCUUGUUUUUCUUAAUAAAAGGUUGAGACUAUUAAUUCAAAAGUA
Messenger RNA from Drosophila sechellia, 2100 nucleotides. Its product is annotated as cytosolic carboxypeptidase 6. The transcript is spliced from 5 exons. Gene Ontology annotation, biological process: proteolysis. The record is from RefSeq and is a predicted model, not a curated record. Gene Ontology annotation, molecular function: zinc ion binding; metallocarboxypeptidase activity. NCBI's taxonomy places the organism in Eukaryota, Metazoa, Arthropoda, Insecta, Diptera, Drosophilidae. The coding region runs from base 75 to 1949 and encodes 624 amino acids.